This is a messenger RNA of Lachancea thermotolerans CBS 6340, 2286 nucleotides long. RefSeq names its product Epl1p (gene EPL1). The record is from RefSeq and is a predicted model, not a curated record. Gene Ontology annotation, cellular component: piccolo histone acetyltransferase complex. The transcript has a single exon. Gene Ontology annotation, biological process: regulation of transcription by RNA polymerase II. Lineage: Eukaryota; Fungi; Ascomycota; Saccharomycetes; Saccharomycetales; Saccharomycetaceae. The coding region runs from base 1 to 2286 and encodes 761 amino acids.
AUGGCUGCACCAUCGAGUCAAGAGGCGGCCAACACACGUUUCAGACACCGCAAGAUCUCGGUCAAGCAGCGGCUGCAGGUCUACAAGGCGUCGGACCUGCGAAAGCUCGACAAGGACGAGCUUCAGCAGCGCGAGCUUGUAGAGAUCGAAACCGGUGUCGAGAAGAAUGAAGAAAAGGAAGAGCAUUUGCACAAGAUCCUUCAAAAAAAUCAACUUACUCGCAAAGAGCUGUACAUUCCAACGCCGGACGCAUCACAAACAUGGGGGGAAUAUGAGAACUUCUAUAGAGGCAAGUUCGAAGAGCCCGUGAGUUAUAUACGGUUUUCUGCAACCGUAGAGGACUGCUGUGGCUCCUGCUACAACAUGGAUGAGCGGGACGAGCGUUUUCUUGAGUCCAAGGUGAACAACAAGCUCAAGGACGGCGAAAAGCUCUCGGAAACCGAGUUUGAGCUUAUGUGUAGCAGUCUCGAGGCUGCAAUACACGAACGGCAACCUUUCCUCAGCAUCGAUCCCGAAAACAUACUAUCUUUGGAAGAGAUAAAGCCGACUAUCUUGAAACGCGACCUCGGUGAUGCAGGUAUCAAAGACAAGCUAGCCGAGGAAAUCGGGGUACAACCACAACACUUUAUCACGCAGUUCGAUUCUGCAGUCCAGCAGGACAGCCGUCCCAUUACCGUCCUCUUUGAGAAGUUCGGGAAGCAGGUCUACAACCAUUGGAAGGGACGCAAAAUCGAGGCUCAUGGGGGCAAAAUAUGUCCUCAGCUUAAAUCUGAAAGGCCAGGGGAUCGCGACGAUAAUGAUCCGUACGUCUGUUUUCGAAGGAGGGAAGUGCGCCAGGCGAGGAAAACAAGAAGGGUUGAUUAUCAAAACAGUCACAAGCUGCGGCUUCUGCACCAGCAGCUCUUGUUUACCAAAAAGUUGGCUCUCCUAGUCGCCAAGCGAGAAAAAGUAUCUCUUGAUAUGCUCGAAAACGACCUGCGUGUCUUUGAACUGCGACGUGAUAUCAAACCUAUCAAACGCUCAGCGGUUAUCAGAGGUGACGACGAUCUUCUCCUAGACCAAAAGAAGCGGAGACUGGUCAGUAAUGUUGUGACAAGCACAGCCUUGGAAUCUAAUCCUAAAAAACUGAGGACUAAGUCCAAGAAGGCAAACGCCGACGCAGCGAACUCCAAGGUUGCAGUUGCUGCCAAGCCGCAAUCCAGAAGUAGCCAAGCGCAGAGUCAGCAAUCAGCUCAGCAGCUGCACUCUCAACAGCAAGCUCUGCUUCAGCAGCAGCAAGCACAACAGCAAGCACAACAGCAGAAGCAACAAGCCAACGCGAUUGCAGCUCAUGUUUAUGUCAAGCUCCCCAGCUCAAAGAUCCCCGAUAUACUCCUGGAGGAUGUUGACGACAUAUUGCUGAAAAAGGAAAGGAGUGCCCGCAACUAUGUGGAGGAAAGGAUGCGCAAGCGCAGACUUGAGGAUGGGGAAAGAUUCUUCAACCUCACAGAUGAUCCCUACAAUCCCGUUUUCGAUAUAUCUGUUCCUGCUGGUGUAUCCCCAACAAACGCGCCGUUCUCGUCAAUCGCGUCCUCCAAGUUUGAGAUUGAAAAGUCAUACUACGUUCCUGGCCUCGACAACUACCUGGAAGGAAAGGCCGACGACGUGGUUGUCUUGAAUAGGGAUGGCGAUAGGAUAGACAAUCCUAAAUACCGCAAAAUUGAGCGCUACAGGCCAUUCCAACAAAACUCAGGAGUACACACUCGCGAAUUGCCUUUUAGGCUAAGACGACGUGUCGGUCGUCUUGGCCUCGAGUAUAUUGACCGCAGAAGACCUUCAGAGGCGUUUGAACCGCUUAAAAGCUUCAUCAACCUAGCAGAAGUUGAAAAACAAGAGCGCGAAAACGACGUUAUCGAUGUAUAUGAUUCGAAGCUAGAUGCGCUUUCUAGACUGCAUGAUAGAUGGAAGCACGAUUCUGACUAUAAUGACCACGGAGCAAAAUUCUCUCACGAACCGGCACGGCUCAAUCAAAUUUCAAAUGACACUCAAGUCAUACGAUUCGGCACUAUGCUUGGCACAAAGUCUUACGAGCAACUACGCGACGCGACGUUUAAGUAUCGUCAAGAAAUUUACAAUCAGCGGAGAAUCCAAAAGAAUUCUAUUUCCCAAAAACACCCCCGUGUUAACGGGGUCACCCCUGCAUCUGCAUCAACACCAAGCAUGUCCUCAACGCCAGCGAGGACAUCCUCUUCGUCUUCAAUCAAGAGGAAUUCCAACACAAAGCAGCACGUUGCCUCUAUCAACUAG